UGCUUUAUUUUCAAGUGACGAAGAUGGCAUGCUUUAUUUUCAAGUGACGAAGAUGGCAUGCUUUAUUUUCAAGUGACGAAGAUGGCAUGCUGUAUUUUCAAGUGACGAAGAUGGCAUGCUGCAUUUUCAAGUGACGAAGAUGCUAUGCUGUAUUUUCAAGUGACGAAGAUGGCAUGCUGUAUUUUCAAGUGACGAAGAUGGCAUGCUGCAUUUUCGAAAGCUUUUGAGAAAAAAGUAAAAAAAUAAGUGGAGACAAUGAAAGGAAAAAUUGCCGUUUACCUUCUCUCCUUUCUCUCAGGUAUUGGUGGAUUUCUGUUCGGCUAUGAUACCGGAGUAAUCUCUGGAGCUAUGAGAGUAAUCGUAGAGGAGAAGGAUGGAAUAUUGGCAGGUUUAUCAGAUACAGAUAGAGAUCUUUGGCAUGAGUUGAUAGUUGCGAGCACAGUAGGGUCAGCUGCUCUGUUUGCCCUGCUGGCAGGUAUUCUCACACAAACACUCGGCAGGAAGCUUACUAUUCUCGCCGCUAGUGUUGUAUUUGUCGCUGGAAGCGUUAUUAUGGGAAUAGCUUCAUCUAAAGAACUACUGCUAGUUGGAAGGAUUGUAGUUGGAUCUGGUAUAGGAUUGGCCUCCAUGUCUGUUCCUGUUUAUAUAUCUGAAGCUGCUCCUCCUGAUUUAAGAGGAGUUUUAACAGUCUCCUACAAUACAUUGGUUGUUUUUGGACAGUUCGUUGCAACCUUGGUUUGCGGAGCUUUCGUGAACGUAGAUCAAGGUUGGAGAUAUAUGCUAGGUUUAGCAGCUGUACCCGCAGGUCUACAGUUUAUAGGUUUUAUUUUCAUGCCAGAGUCUCCCCGUUGGUUGUUAAGCAAAGGAAAGGUUGAGCAGGCAAGGACGGUUCUCCGAGGAAUCAGAACCGAAGAUGUUGAAACUGAGAUGAAAGAUAUCCAGGAUACAGUAAACUCUAACUCAGGCACAUCUGGAACUUUUAACAUGAUAAAACGAUGUAUGACCCAUCAGCCUACCAGGAGGGCUCUCAUUAUUGGCUGCAGUUUACAGGUGUUCCAGCAGUUGUCUGGGAUUAACACCCUGAUGUACUACUCCGCAACUGUAGUUCAGAUGGCAGGGAUUGGAUCAGCUGAGUCGUCCAUAUGGAUCUCUGCAGGAAUAUCCUUCCUUUACUUCCUUGCAUGCUUCAUUGGUAUCUUUCUCGUGGAAAAGCUAGGUCGGAGAAACCUUCUUCUCUUUUCUCUAGGAGGAGUAAUCAUCUCUCUUAUUCUGAUUGGUGUUGGGUUUCAGCUGGCAGAUUUGAAUUCUCCUGUAUCCAAUCCCAACCCUGAUAUUGGCUGUGGGGUAUAUACGUCCUGCUCUAAGUGUUUAGAGAAUAAAUGUGGAUUCUGCCAGUCAGAUAUGUCUAUCUGUAUCUAUAACGUAAGCAGCUGUGCUGGUGACUGGUUUCCAGAUUAUUGUCCUUCUAAACCAGUUUAUUCCUGGACAAUCAUUGUAGGAUUGACAAGUUAUCUGGUUGCAUUUGCUGCCGGUAUGGCUCCAAUACCUUGGACAGUCAAUUCAGAAAUUUACCCGCUCUGGGCCAGAUCUUUUGCUAACUCAGUAUCUACAGGAACAAACUGGAUUUUUAACCUCAUCAUCUCAAUUUCUUUUCUAAGUUUAACACGACUGUUAACUCGCUACGGUGCAUUCUACCUGUACUGUGGGCUGGCGAGCUUGGCCUGGCUCCUGUUCUACCUCGUGCUUCCAGAAACUUCGGGAAAAUCUCUUGAAGAAAUGGAAUCAUUGUUCUCCGGGAAUUUAAUUGUGCGAAGAAAGAAAAAAUAAAUUAUUAAAUGAACUUCUGAUGACUCAGAAUUGACAAGAUUCUUUUCAAAUAUUGUUGAAAUUUAAUUGAAAUCG
Molecule: messenger RNA, 1902 nt
Organism: Eurytemora carolleeae
Lineage: Eukaryota; Metazoa; Arthropoda; Copepoda; Calanoida; Temoridae
Product: proton myo-inositol cotransporter
Exons: 19
Coding region: 256-1827 (523 amino acids)
Biological process (GO): transmembrane transport
Cellular component (GO): membrane
Molecular function (GO): myo-inositol:proton symporter activity
Source: RefSeq, a predicted model, not a curated record